This is a messenger RNA of Caenorhabditis auriculariae, 1624 nucleotides long. NCBI's taxonomy places the organism in Eukaryota, Metazoa, Nematoda, Chromadorea, Rhabditida, Rhabditidae. The record is from the annotation of a GenBank genome assembly.
AUGAGGAGGAGGUCACCCUCCUCCCAUCUUUACCCAUUUACAGUUAAAGUUGGCACCUGCGCUCAUGGCGGGGACAGGUGGAAGACGUAUGACCUGUCGGGAGCCAACUUUCCCGGGCUUUUUUUUUCUUUUUUUUUGGCACCGGAACCUCUUAGGAUCAUUUUUUCAGCUCUACUGUUAGUUAAUAAUAAUAAUUUAUUGACAGAUCAGCGUGAACCUUAACGAGUUCACUUGGAUCUAGAAUUUGAGAAAGUACAUUAUACAGUUAUACAUCAUUUGAGUCGUGGAGGAAUAGACAAGUUCAAAAAGAAAAAAUCAUUCAUCCUAUUUUUGAGUACUAGAAUGAAGUAAUCUGAAGACCUGUCGGGAGCCAACUUUUAUGAGAUUUUUCGGUACCGGAACUCCUCAGGAAUUGUUUCAGAUAGAAAUUCCGGAAACGGCUUUUGGGAUAACUUCUAAGCUUUAUUUCCUUCCCAGUACUUCAAAAGACCCAAAACUUGGGUUUAGGAAUCAAGAAGUUGAAGCUUUCACUGUGGUCUGGUCUCCAGAGAAAAAAAAUGAAACUUUUUUUUGAGGGUUUUAAGAUUUGACAGCAUUUUCGGACUUUUUUCAGAGAGGUUCAAGUUCCGGUUAAGAUCAGAAAGUCCUGAAGAAGCUUCUGAAGAAAUCACAGCUCUUACUGACUCUAAAUACCGUUCUGAAGAAGUUCUCGGCGCUUCUGAAAUCUCAAAUCUUUGGUAUAUAUCCAAACUCUGGGACCAACAACUUGUGAAGACCUACUGAUCUACCUAUCUGAAGACGUUCUUCCUGUUUUCGAGACAUAAAAUAUUCGGUAUACAUCCCAACUUUGGGACUACAACCUUCUGAAGACCUGCUAACCAAUCUGAAGACAUUCUACCUGCAUUUGGGACCUCAAACCUUCGUAUAUAUCCAAACUAUGGAACCACAAACUCCUGGUUAUCUAUUAAAAGAUCUGACAAAAAGAUAUACCUUGAGACCACAAACUUCUGAGUACCUACUGAUCUACCUGAAAAUGUUCUUCCUGCUUUUGGGACCUCGAAACUUCGCUGAAAAUUCAAACUUUGGUACCACAAACUUCUGAAGACCUACUAAUCAAUCUGAAGACAUUCUACCUGCAUUUGAGACCCAAAAUCUUUGGUAUGCAUCCCAACUUUGGGACCACAAACUUCUGCAGACCUACUAACAUCUAACCAAAAGGUAUACCUUGGGACCCCAAACUUCUGCAGACCUACUAACCUUUCUAACCAAAGGUAUGCCUCAAAACCAACCUCCACUGGGUCACAAGUCAUUCUGAGAAGAGCCAACGACAACAGCCAGAAAAUUGCGCUGAAAGGACUCUCGAGUCUCACUUUCAUUCAAAUUUCGGACCCAGGCAGACAGAUUCAGCACGCCAUCCGGCGCCGCCGUCGCCGCCGUCAAAUGUUUGCCUCGAAAUUUCAAAGUCGAGUGUGUCGAAAAUGGUUGGUGUAGUAGGAAAUCCGCAGCCGGCGCACGACUCGUUGAGAUUUAUCUUCCCGAAAAACCCGAACAUGGCGCGGCCGGCGAAAUGAGACAGACAGAUGUUUUGGCGGGCACACGCGCACACGCCAAGGUGGAGACGUGA